UUAUUUUUAAGUUGUUGUUUUGUUGCAUCUCUAGUUUAAUCGUUAAUUUGUUUUGAUACUAUUAUCUGAUAUUUAAAAAAAAUGGUGAAAUAUAGAGGUGGGAGAUCACAAAGAAUAAUGGAUGCAUGUCGUCGCCUAUCAUUUGAAUCUGGAACUCAUUCUGUUCAACACACAGUCGAUGAACAAACCCUUAAUUUGAUUUCUCUACCAGAACCUUGUUCAGUAGAGAUCCCAGCAAAAAGAACUGAUAUUAAUGCUGACGAAAUACCCGUCUCUAAGCCUGUAUCUAACGAAUACCAUACAUCCUACAACUCCUUAGAUAAUCCUGGUGAUGAUGGCUCUGUCCUUUUAUCUGUAGAAAUGGAUGAACAACUGGUAGAGGACAUAUACAUCCAAGAUGAUCAUCCAUCGGGCAGUUACAAGGAUGAAAUUGAUAUUGAAGUCCUAACAGUUAGUGGUGAAGGUGUCGAAAUUGCACAACACAAUGCUACAAUAAAAGAAAAUUAUAUUCAGUCAGAGCACUCAAUGAGUGAACAUGAUAAUAAACGAGAUGAUGAAACUAAAGAGACACUGUCAGAUGAAAAUAGAACACACACAUUCAAUCUUAAAAACCCGAAGAAACUCGAUAUAAAUAAAAACCUUGGCAACCUUGAAAAUUACGAUAAAGACGUAACUACACAUGAUGGAAGCAUUGGAAUAGAGAAUCCAGGCAUGGAAGUUGAAGUAAACAACCACAAACUUGAUGAUAAUGUAGAGCGAGAUCCAGAUUAUAUUGCUAGUGGUAACAGUGAUGAUAGUAUAAGGAGUAGUAAUAGUCAAUCUAAUAAUAUCAAACCAUAUGCUGUAAAAAAGGUUAGACAGCGAAAAUCAAACCGAAACUUAGGUAAAACGUAUUUAACGGCAAGGGGUAAAACCGUGCCUUCCAGGAUUCUAAAGCCAUUAAGAGAUAAUUGCAGGAAUAAAUGUAAAAAUGUUCUUAGUGAUAAAAUAAGAAAUACGAUUUUUGAAGAAUAUUGGUCGUUGGGCAGUCACGAUCGAAGGGUGGCUUUUAUAGCAGGGCUAGUAGGCAUUCAAGAAAAAAAUAUAACAAGGAAAAAAAUAGAAGGAAGACCCACUAAGAAUAGAAUAAACACAUAUAAAUAUAAAUUUAUUAUUCACGGUGAAGAAAUAAGUGUAUGCAAAACAUGUUUCUGUAAUACACUCGGUGAAACAGAAAAAUUUAUAACUUGUGCAAUGCAAAAUAAAUUAUCAUCCAUAAGCGGCAUUACACACGAAGAUCUGAGAGGCAAAGCAGCACCACCUCAUAAAACACCUCAAUAUAAAAUCGAUGAGGUAAUAAAACAUAUAAAUUCAUUUCCAGCUUAUAAGAGUCAUUACUCUAGACGACACAGUAAUAAAAAAUAUUUAUCGUCUGAGUUAAAUAUCAACAUAAUGUACAAAUUGUAUUGUGAGGAGUAUCGAGAAAAACCUGUUUCGUUAAACAUAUAUUCUCGACUAUUUCAUACUUUAGAUUUAAAGUUUAAAAAACCAAAAAACGAUACAUGUACAAAGUGUGAUACAUUUGCCGCACGAGAAAAAUAUGCAGAGCAUGAAAAUGAAAAAAUGCAAUAUCGUAGGGAGUUGGAAGAACACCAAAUUGCGGCGGACAAGGCAUAUAACUCUAAACAAAUAGAUAAACAAAAAGGCCUUCUAGAUAAUUCUUGCGUAACUUAUGCUUUUGACCUUCAGCAAGUUCUACCAACACCUUUUUUAACUACUAAUAAAAUGUUUUACUUAAGACAGCUUUCAACUUAUAAUUUAACUGUACAUAAUUGUAUUAAUGGCAAAUCUAGCCAUUUUAUGUGGCCUGAGUGUACUGGCAGCAGGGGUGCAAACGAAAUAGCCUCUUGCCUCUAUAGAUUCCUUAAAGAUAUACCUAAUGGAAUAGAACAUGCAAUUUUUUAUUCUGAUACAUGUGGGGGUCAGAACAAAAAUAUUAACGUAAUAUCCAUGUUUCAAUAUUCAAUUCACUUACAUCCUACUCUAAAAAUAAUAGACCAUAAAUUUCUUAUCCCUGGCCAUACUCACUUAGAAUGCGACGUCGAUCAUUCUGUAAUUGAAAGAGCAAAAAAGAAAACUGCUUUUGAAAUCCAUGUACCCAUAGAUUGGUACCAGUUAGUGAGAAAUGCCAGUAAAAAGAACUAUUUUUCUGUUUAUCCAAUGGAAAUUGAACAUUUUUAUGCAUUUUCUGAUAUAAAUACCAGGGGACCACUUCAAAAAAAGUUAAUUUUAAACUAAGGGAGGUAAGCUGGUUAAGAUACACGAAAACUAGUACAGUCGCUUACAAACACAGUUUGCUCGAUGAGGAACCGUUUAAAGAAAUUAGUUUUUUUAGAAAAAAUCAAAACAUUUCUCAUUUAGAAAAUUUUCAACUGACUAGAUUAUACGAUCGUCCACGACCAAUAAGUUCUUUGAAAAAAAAGAAUCUCUUAGAAAUUGUUGGUCUGUUAGAUAAGGAUGUGCAAUCGUUUUACAGAGAUUUGACUGUAGAUAAAAGACUCGAAAAGGAUACCGACCCGGAUGUGGAUAGGUAUAUUUCCGAUGACGAAUCUGAGUAAUACAUUAAAAAAAGAAUAUAGCUUUAUUUUCUUCUAACCGACUUUGUUAUACAUUGGGGUUUUUUUCUUAUUGUAUUAUUAUCUGUAAUAGAAUUUUAUUUAUUUUGUCAUUCUUUG
Sitophilus oryzae (rice weevil) is the source of this 2714-nucleotide messenger RNA. RefSeq lists its product as uncharacterized. The record is from RefSeq and is a predicted model, not a curated record. NCBI's taxonomy places the organism in Eukaryota, Metazoa, Arthropoda, Insecta, Coleoptera, Curculionidae. The transcript is spliced from 4 exons. Bases 82 to 2277 code for a protein of 731 amino acids.